UAAUGAUGAAACGAACAAAAAAAUAUCUAUCUGUCAAACGGCUUAGCACUUAUACGGAUUGAAGAAAGAAUUAUUGCGCUGUUAAUUGAAGCCUUUUUUUCUUCUAAAUUUGCGAUAGCAUUCCGACCGAAGUAGUUGUUCUAUUUUCAGAGCGAAAAAUAGAUAGUUUUUACAAAAGUUUGAUGAGAAUACAAAAAAAAAAAAUAAAAAAAAUAAUCACCAAACAAAAGGAAUGUGGUAAAACUUAUGUGAAAAUAAUAGUUCCGGAUUUUUACGUACAUAAUUAUCAAAUGACUCAUAUCAAUUAGUAUUAUUCACAUAGUUGAGCAUUACGGUGUUUUGAUAUCCAGUGUCGCAUUGUGAAUCGGUUGGAGAAACACGUACAACAAAUCAAAAGCCAGACACGAAAAACGGUUCAAAAUUGUCGCUUAUCUUAUCAAAAGGCGUAUUGAUAAAAGAGUGAGAAAAAAAAUUUAUUCAAUACAAAUAAUAUUGUGUUGGAAAAAGAUUAGCACAAACCGAAUUAUCGGAAUGUACAUUGUACAAGUGGCGGCAAAUAGUUAUUAGUGUUCACUUCACUCGAUUCGAUUCAGUAGUGUUAUAGUGUUGGGAAACGAGUUUGUUUUUAUUUGGACUAAAUUAAAAAUCGGGUAAAAUGGCGAGCACUCCGUCGACAUCGUUGAACGAUUUGAAUGAACUGUACAGUCAGAAAGAGUUUUAUAUUGGACUCGGAUUGGCUAUAUCGUCAUCGUUUUUCAUUGGAUCGAGUUUUAUCAUCAAGAAAAAGGCAUUGAUCCACUUGAAUCGUUCGGGCAGUUUACGUGCAAGCGCCGGCGGAUUUGGCUAUUUAAAGCAAUGGCUGUGGUGGGCUGGCUUAAUCACAAUGGGAAUUGGAGAAGCAGCCAAUUUUGCAGCAUACGCAUUUGCACCAGCAUCAUUGGUGACGCCACUCGGCGCAUUAAGUGUUCUAGUGACAUCAGUGAUGGCUUCAAAGUUCCUGAAUGAAAGACUGAAUAUCCUUGGCAAAUUAGGUUGUUUACUAUGCAUUCUUGGAUCCAUAAUCAUUGUGUUGCAUUCACCAAAAGAGGUCGAAGUGGAAGAUUUGGCCGAACUAAUGAAUAAAUUACAAGAUGCAUCGUUUAUUGUUUAUGUGUUGUUCAUUGGUGCCGUUUCACUGCUUAUCGCAUUUUAUGUCGGACCACGAAUGGGUCACUUGAACGUUGCCGUGUAUGUGAUUUUGUGUUCUGCUAUCGGCAGUCUUACCGUAAUGUCGUGCAAAGCACUUGGAUUAGCCCUGCGCGAUACAAUUUCCGGCAAAUCAAACGAUUUUGGCUUGUGGCUACCUUACGUGUUAAUAAUCACCACAAUCUUCUUCAUUUUUGUUCAAAUGAACUAUCUGAACAAGGCAUUGGAUAUCUUUAACACGAGCAUCGUUACGCCGAUUUAUUACGUUAUUUUUACGACUUUGGUUAUCGUGGCUUCGGCGAUUUUGUUCAAAGAAUGGCGUCAUAUGACCGUUGAAAAUGUUAUCGGAGACCUGUGCGGAUUUUGCAUCGUUAUUAUUGCGGUAAUUUUGUUGAACGCUUUUCAAAAUGCCGAAAUCUCCAUUGAUGAUGUCCGACAGUUGAUGAGACCAAGACGCGAUCCAAUCAGCCAAAAAUCACCAAUGCAUGAAGACGUGUUCAUUCGACAAUCCCACCGAAAUGAAUUUCGCAAUGGAUACGGUACGCACAGCGAUGAUUCAGCCAAAAAUCUAGUCAGACAGUUAUGACUAGACUAUGAAAAAUUAUAAAUGUACUGAAUGGCUGGCCAAUCAUAUGCAGAAAAAUAGCAGCAAAAAUAAACUUAUCACAAUUUUCUUACUCUCAAUUUAUUCAAUAGAAGCGUAUUUAAUAUAAAUUAUAUAAUUAUUUGGAGUUAAUCGUUUUUUAUAUGGAUUUUUAUUCUUCGAAAUUCAUUGUUUUGAUUAGUUUUUUGUUUAGAAUGCCACAAAUUGAACUUUCGUUCAACAACUUUUUUUUGUUUAGCAAUGAAACCAAAUAUGAAAUGAUAAAACACAAUGAUUUUUAUACGUUAUUAUGUUCCAUUCUAAUACUUAGGGUUUGAUAUGCAUUAUACUAAGUUGCAAAUAGCAAUAUAUUGUUACAGUUCAAUUAUAGCGAAAUAAUAAAUAGAUUUAAAUAUUUUAUACUUGAAGCGAAAAAUAAUUUGAAAAAAAAAAAAUCAAUAAAAUGCCUUAAUAUUUCAGAAA
Messenger RNA from Sitodiplosis mosellana (orange wheat blossom midge), 2251 nucleotides. It is a transcript of the gene spict, whose product is annotated as magnesium transporter NIPA2. Gene Ontology annotation, molecular function: magnesium ion transmembrane transporter activity. The record is from RefSeq and is a predicted model, not a curated record. Gene Ontology annotation, biological process: magnesium ion transport. The transcript is spliced from 2 exons. The coding region runs from base 656 to 1771 and encodes 371 amino acids. Gene Ontology annotation, cellular component: membrane. Lineage: Eukaryota; Metazoa; Arthropoda; Insecta; Diptera; Cecidomyiidae.